Aspergillus candidus is the source of this 2331-nucleotide messenger RNA. Its product is annotated as stress-regulated transcription factor RPN4. Gene Ontology annotation, biological process: regulation of transcription by RNA polymerase II. Bases 1 to 2331 code for a protein of 776 amino acids. The record is from RefSeq and is a predicted model, not a curated record. Gene Ontology annotation, cellular component: nucleus. Lineage: Eukaryota; Fungi; Ascomycota; Eurotiomycetes; Eurotiales; Aspergillaceae. The transcript has a single exon.
AUGUUCAUGCACCCUUUUGGACGCAAAGUUCCCUUCCUCAACAACCAAGACCCCGUCUGUAUUCAGGACGAUCAGUUGCUCCCCGAAUUCCCCCACGAUAUCCCUUCACAGUACGUGGAACCGCAACCGCAUCAGCUCGAGUCGCCCUUCCAGUAUAAUCCGGAUCUGCAAUUCGUCUCUCCGCCCUCCUCCGCUCCCUCCUCUCCCGACUCCUCGCCCAACUCCUCCUUUUCUCACCUUCCCAACUCCACGGCGGUCGAGGGGGAUUAUACGCCCGCCGUGUUCGACGGCAACUGCUUCGAGGCUCCCUCCAUGACACCCGCACCCUCCUACGAAUUCUCCUUUCAGCUGCCAUCCUCCGUCUCCCCCUCCCAGUCUUACCUGCCCCAGUACCCCCAGCAAUACCUCUUUGGCAACAACCCCAUGUUGACGCAACAACCGGUGGCGAACAACUCGGGCUGGGACGGGAACAUGCAACUCCUCAGUCCCGCUCGCAUGCACCAACAACAACAACAUCAACAACAACACAACAACAACAACGUCGCACGCACGCCGCAGCACUCACACUCUCAGAACUCACACUCCCGCGCCACGUCGGCCACGCGGCAGGCCCCCGCUGGCAGUUCCUAUCAGCGGUCCAAGCCCUUGCCGACGCCCGCCCAGACGCCCGUCCAGAACUCCUUCCUGGCGCCCCAAUUUCAGAAUUACGAUCCCUCGUCCUUUGACGCGGGCGCCAAUCACGCCGGGUUGGCCAUGCGUCAGGCCGCAAUCGACCACCAGCAGCAGCAGCAGCAGCAGCAGCAGCACAAGCCUCAACAGCAGGUCCACCACCAGCACCAAUCCAGUGACCACUCUCUGGCCCCCUCGGUCUCGAGUGUGAGUCAUAACUCCCCGGUGACUCCGCAGACCAAGUUGGAGGAGCUGGAUGACUCGUCCAAGGCAUUUGUCAAUGGUGAGACCGAUCCGUCCCCCGAUAUAGAUCACUGGAUGAAUGAGUACUUACGAGCCGACGCACUUUCAGAUUACGCGAACCCCAACAGCGGCAGCAUGUCCGUGGGCGUCCCCAAGCUCAACCGCACCAUCUCCGAUGUCUACCAGGACGAGCUUUACAACCCGACCCUCAUGGUCACCCCCCAGGUGUCCAAGCAGCUGGCCGGCCAGCAGAAUCUGCUGACCCCGCAAUACCGCAAUGUCUUCGCCGAUCGCCUGCAGGCCGCCAACCAGGAUCAUCUCACCUCGCGGUCGCAGUCCCCCGUCGGCAGCAUCAAGCGGGAGAACUCCCCCUUCCGGCAGAACUCGCCCUACUCCGCCGAGUUCACUUCGUCCGGUGUCCCGCGUUCCCAGAUGACCACCAGCGUCCCCGUGCCCCAGCCCGGCCUGACCGUCAGCCAGGGCGUCGCGGAGCCCAAGACCAUGUCGCCCAAGGACGCCCUGCUGGAUUUCCACGAGCCGGACGAUGCGGGAUUGCCGCUCUUCCCCGCGGCCACCCAGUCCGACUUCACCCCCUCUACUCAGGCCGACUUCAACUCCUCCACCCAGGCCGAUUUCAACCUGGGCGAUGCCCUGGGACUCCGGCGGGAGAGCUCUGGCUCCUUCCAGCCGUCCCAGAGCUUCAACUCCAUGGAGUCUUUUCCAACGCAGUACGCGACGCAGCCCGCGACCCCGCAGUAUUCCUUCGUGCAGCAGCAACCGCAGCAGGCGCAGCAGAGUGCUCCCCAGCCGCCCCAGGCCCAGCUGCCGUCCCACCCCCCGUCGACGCAACCCCAGCCCCAGGACGUCCUCCAGCAGACUCCCAACUUCCCCGCGCCGCUGCCGACCUUCGAGACGACGCAGUUCGAGCCGACCGGCAACGACGUGCUGCCCAGCACGGAGACGCCCGAGCAGAUGAUGAUGAUCCACGAGGACAUCUCGCGCCCGGCCAACACGUCGGCGGACAGCGGCACGUACACUUGCACCUACCACGGGUGUACGAUGCGAUUCCCGACGCCCGCCAAACUACAAAAGCACAAGCGGGAGGCCCACCGGCAGACUACGCCCGGCGGCCACCUCGUGGGGCGCGACAGCGCCUCGUGCAACUCGCAGGCCGGCCCCCACAAGUGCGAGCGGAUCAACCCGUCGACCGGAAAGCCAUGCAACUCGAUCUUCUCGCGGCCCUACGAUCUCACGCGCCACGAGGACACGAUCCACAACGCGCGCAAGCAAAAGGUCCGCUGUCAUCUCUGCACGGAGGAGAAAACCUUCUCCCGUAACGAUGCGCUCACGCGACACAUGCGGGUGGUGCAUCCCGAAGUCGAUUGGCCAGGCAAGCAACGACGACGCGGUCGGGAGUGA